Molecule: messenger RNA, 2141 nt
Organism: Calidris pugnax (ruff)
Lineage: Eukaryota; Metazoa; Chordata; Aves; Charadriiformes; Scolopacidae
Gene: RTN4RL1
Product: reticulon 4 receptor-like 1
Exons: 3
Coding region: 1-1653 (550 amino acids)
Cellular component (GO): plasma membrane
Molecular function (GO): protein binding
Source: RefSeq, a predicted model, not a curated record
AUGGGCACCAACGCCCAGCGGGCACAGGGCUGUCCCCAGCCUGAGUGUGAAUACGCCCCCACCAAGGGGCAGGAUGGGUUUUGGGGUGUCAACGGGGGCUCUGCAGCAGCCCGCAGCCCCGAUGGUAACACCCCUCGUGCCCUGAAGGCGCUGAAAAGAGGGACUGUAAAAGCCCAAGGGGUCCAGGCUCAUGGACUAGCUGGUGAUAACGACAUGGAUCCCCACGGCAGCCACGGGUGGGCAAGGGGAGGGGGUGCCCGAGUCCCCGCUGACGCCGCUCUCCCCUCUCUCCGCACAGGGGGGUUUGCAGAGCUGCUGCUGGUGCUGCUGGGGCUGAAGGUGCCCGGCGCCCUGGGCUGCCCCACCGACUGCGUCUGCUACCCCUCCCCGAUGACCGUCAGCUGCCAGGCUCACAACUUCGUCACCAUCCCCGAGGGCAUCCCCGAGGACAGCGAGAGGAUCUUCCUCCAGAACAACCAGAUCACUUUGCUGCUGCGGGGCCACUUCAGCCCCUCCAUGGUCACCCUCUGGAUCUACUCCAACAACAUCACCUUCAUCGACCCCAACACCUUCGACGGGUUCGUCAACCUGGAAGAGCUGGACCUGGGGGACAACCGCUACUUAAGGGCUUUAGCUGCAGACACUUUCCAAGGGCUGGUGAAACUCCAUGCCUUGUAUCUGUACAAGUGUGGGCUGAGCUCCCUCCCCAGCGGGAUAUUCGGUGGCCUCCACAACCUGCAAUACCUUUACCUGCAAGACAACCACAUCGAGUUCCUUCAGGACGAUAUUUUUGUUGACUUGGUUAACCUCAGCCAUCUUUUUCUCCAUGGAAACAAGCUCUGGAGCCUCCAUCAGAACACGUUCAGGGGACUAAUAAACCUGGAUCGGCUGCUCAUUCAUCAAAAUCAGCUGCAGUGGAUUCACAGGCGGGCUUUUCACGACCUCCGAAGAUUGACCACCCUUUUCCUGUUCAAUAACAGCCUCUCGGAGCUGCAGGGGGACUGCCUGGCCCACCUGGGAGCCCUGGAGUUUCUCAGGCUGAACGGGAACCCGUGGAGCUGCGACUGCAAAGCCCGUUCUCUCUGGGAAUGGCUGCACAGGUUCAGAGGCUCCAGCUCCAGCGUCAUCUGCGAGUCCCCCGAGGCGAUGCACGGCAAGGACCUCAAGGUGCUAAGAGCAGAAGACUUUAGGAACUGUUCGGGGUCCGAGUCGCUCCACCAGAUUAAAACACAUACUUUCUCCACGGCGGACAGAGGAGCCUCCAAAACCCACCACCCUCACCACUCCUCCAAGGAGAAAGGCAAGGCUGAGAACAGUUUGCACAGCAGCCAGCCCGCCGGCCCCCCCGGCUCCCGGCCGGGCUACCGCAAACCCGGCAAGAACUGCACCAGCCACAAAAGCCGUAACCGGACCUCCAAACCGGUGUCCUUGGGGCCGCGGAAAAACGGGCAGGAGAUUCCAGACUAUGUGCCUGAUUAUCAGCACAAAUUCAGUUUCGGGGCGAUGCCAACGCUCUCCCCCAAACGCAAGGGUAAGUGUACCCGCAGGACCCCCAUCCGCCCCCCCAGCGGGGUCCAGCAGGCAGCCGGCUGCCCGGGGCUCAGGGCAUCCCUCCUGGUUUUUAUGGUGGUGUUAGCGGCCGUCAUCCGCUGAGCGUCCCCCCCGGCUGCGGAACGGAGCGAAUCUGUACUGCCACCAAUCUACAAAGGACCAGAGUUUCUUUUCUUCUUCUUCUGUUUUUUGUACGUGGCGAGCGUUGGCCUGGCCAAGGGAGGAACGUUGUCUCCGGCUUCUGAGGGUCUCUCCGUGCCCGGCCGGGCUGCCAAGGCGGACUGUGCCGAAUGCAGCGGGAGCGGAUUAAAAGGCAUUAUCACACCUUGUCACAAACAGCCUGACCGAGCACCUACAACAACAACAACAAAAAAAGCCAACCUUACAAAACCCCAGAUAAGAGGGGAUUCGUAGCCAAUUCGUCGGUGACAACAACCGGACAAAUGGACUGUAUCUGUGCUCUUGUGACAUCCCCGUUCAUUUGAGAGCGCGCUGAACGACCCCUCCAAUUACCGAAAGGAACAUAAUUGCUGUAAAAAAAAAAAAAAAAACGAUCACCAAUUAAGCCUACACUGUUUCUCUGAAAGUGA